Molecule: messenger RNA, 321 nt
Organism: Meloidogyne enterolobii
Lineage: Eukaryota; Metazoa; Nematoda; Chromadorea; Rhabditida; Meloidogynidae
Source: the annotation of a GenBank genome assembly
UCUGCUAUGCUAUAUAGAAAAAGAAAAAGACGAGAAUGUUCAGAUUUUCCUUCCCUUCAUCCUUCCAAAACGGAAAAACCGUUGGCAAAAUACAAAAGAGGAAAAAGAAGGGAGAAAAUAAAGUCUGACCAUUCUAUAAAUUCAGAGGCAAAAACUUGGGAGAGAAAAAGACGGACUGAAAACAACAAUUUUGCCAAAAAAUUGAACAGGAAAAGGAAGAGAAAUAAUUUGGAUAUAAUGGCACGCGGCGCUAAAAAUAAGUUUUACGCGACUUUGGCAAGAUACCUAUAUUCUAUUUUGAACAUUUGUGUUUAUAUUUAG